Molecule: messenger RNA, 1257 nt
Organism: Papaver somniferum (opium poppy)
Lineage: Eukaryota; Viridiplantae; Streptophyta; Magnoliopsida; Ranunculales; Papaveraceae
Product: protein YIPF5 homolog
Exons: 1
Coding region: 225-986 (253 amino acids)
Biological process (GO): vesicle fusion with Golgi apparatus; endoplasmic reticulum to Golgi vesicle-mediated transport
Cellular component (GO): trans-Golgi network; membrane
Source: RefSeq, a predicted model, not a curated record
CAAACAAAAGUCAGUCCCAUCCCCGAUUUACAAAUAUCAGAACUAAAAAGAGAGAGACAGAGAGAGGAGAAUGAUGAUGGCAGACAAACCCUAGUUUUCUCUAAUUCCGUAACUCUUAAGAAAACCUCUACUAAAAUCCGAUCUCAAAACCCUAGUUUCAUCAUCUAUUUGAUCUUCCUUCGAAUUUCUCUACACUUCUUCUGCUUACCAAGAUCUUAAAAAUCAUGGAGAAGCAAUUCAAUGUACCCCCAGUAGUAUUCCCAUCAGGAUCAGGUGGAUUGCCACAACAAAGAAGAGCACCAACAGCAGUACCACCGCCAUUUCAACCGCCUAGACCAUCAAACAACAAUCUCCCCUUCAUGAGUUUCGAUGUUGGAUCUGCUGUUCCAUCUACAUCUUUUUCAAACCCAGUAUUCGGAGCAAACACAACAUCAGGUACAAUCGGUGGUUACGGUUCUGGAUUUGAUGAUGAAUUACCGUUACUUGAAGAACUUGGAAUCAAUACAAGACAAAUCUGGAGAAAAUCAACUUCGAUUUUGAAUCCAAUCAGAGUUAACACGAAUUUACACGAAGAUGCAGAUUUAUCAGGUCCUUUUCUAUUCUUGAUGGCUUUUGGUUUGUUUCAAUUACUUGCUGGGAAACUUCACUUUGGGAUUUUGCUAGGUUGGGUUACUGUUGCAUCACUAUUCUUGUAUGUUGUCUUUAACAUGUUGGCUGGUAAGAAUGGGAAUUUGGAUCUUUAUAGAUGUUUGAGUCUUAUUGGUUAUUGUAUGUUGCCAAUGGUCAUUUUAUCGGCAUUCGCCUUGUUUUUGCCGCAAGGAGGAGUGAUUGUUAUGGGAAUGGCUGGGGUUUUUGUAUUGUGGUCAACUAGGGUUUGUACUCGAUUAUUGGUUGAACUUGCUUCUUGCGGAGAUGAACAUCGAGGGUUGAUAGCUUAUGCUUGUUGUUUGAUUUACGUCUUAUUUUCAUUGCUAGUGAUAUUUUGAUUUUGGGGGUUUUCGCUUGUUAAAGUUGAGGGACUGGAAUUGUGUCUGUGGAGGGAAGUUGAACUGGAAAUAACAUUAAUGUAUUAAACUCUUUCAACUUUAAUUUUGCAAGGUUUUUAUGUAACUUGUUGUAUAAAUAUUAGCUUGGACUUGUUAUUCAUUUAGUUUUCAAAUAUUUGUUUCAGCAGUUGUUUUGUUUUUUUCUGGUUGUAGCUUGGACUUGAGUUUAUGUCUCUUUUAACUGGAAUAUUAGAGAUGUUUUAUGGUAGUG